Messenger RNA from Salvia splendens (bonfire salvia), 393 nucleotides. RefSeq names its product germin-like protein subfamily 1 member 11. The record is from RefSeq and is a predicted model, not a curated record. NCBI's taxonomy places the organism in Eukaryota, Viridiplantae, Streptophyta, Magnoliopsida, Lamiales, Lamiaceae. Bases 1 to 393 code for a protein of 130 amino acids. The transcript has a single exon. Gene Ontology annotation, molecular function: manganese ion binding.
AUGGGCCAGACAUUUAUACGCGUGGAGUUUGCACCGAAUGGGUACUUGCCACCGCACAGGCACCGUAGGGCGUCGGAGAUCAUCUAUAUAUUGGAAGGUACAAUGGAGGUUGGAUUUGUAACCUCGUAUCCUGCCUACAAAUAUUACAGCAAAGUUCUUAACAAAGGUGAUGCCAUCAUGAUUCCUUUCGGCCUCGUUCACACUGUACGAAACGUAGCCAGCGAGAAAUGUGUCAUAACGGUCUCGUUCAAAAGCCAGAAUCCAGGCUUUAUUUACAUGCCCGACUCGGUUUUCACGGCCAAGCCUGCCAUCAACAGCACUUAUCUAGCCGGAGCGUUUAAGCUGGAUGAAAAAACUGUAAAAGAUUUGCAGACAAAGAUGUGGUAUAUUUAA